UCGAUUUUGGGGUAUUCCAAAAGUCAUCGUGCUUUCUGUGAUGGCUUAAGAAGAAAAGGUGACAGCAAAACCUCACAACAAAGUUCACAAAUCCCCAAUGGCUGAUCAUAUCCACACGGACACUCAGAUUCUCGGCUCUCCGUCUGAGCCCCCAUCAUCACCACCACCACCUGGAAAAGAAGCAGAUAACGGUGUGGAAAAAUUGCUUGGGUACCAAGAAUUAGAAAAUACAUUGGGUUAUUUUGAAGACAUUGUUGUGGUUGAUAGUCCCUUGGCCGAAACCCAGUUGGAGAAUCUUGGUUUUGACAGUGAGCUAGUAGAUGAUGAUUAUGGGGAAGAAGUGGUGCCUGACAGUGAGGAUGAAGGAGUACUGCAAGGAAGUGUUGUUAAUGGUCUUUUGGAUGGUAAAGCGGGUGGAAGAUUCAAAGCGAGUGGAAGUUCUCUUUGUAAGCGAGCGGAGGAUGUGGUGGUAGAUUCUGAUUACUCUAACCAUGAAAAAAGCAAUGCAGGGAACGAAGUGUCUUCUAUCAAUUUAAAUCAAUCUCAUCCACCGACGAGAUUGAGUGAUUACAACUUUCCAAGGUUGAAUUACAUCAGGUCUCAGGAACCUGAAGAGUCAUCUCAAGACAAUGCACUCAACUUUGUGGACCGCUUCUUGUCAUUUAACAAUGUGGACUUGUCUCCGGGAGUUGACAACCGAAACACUGUGAGGGACAAAUCGCCUCCUGUCCCAAGUGCAAAGGGACCUCAAAGUUUGGUGAAGAGAAUUACACGUGGAACCCCAAUUGGAAAAACAGGAACCUUUGAAUGGACUAACAGUGAUCAGCAUGGAGGAGGAGGGGGUGAUUUUUUUAGCAAGAGGGUGGAGGCAUCUGUCGAUUUUGGAGGCUGCAGGCAGAAAUCAGUGACUAGAUAUCAGGAGAUGAUGGUUUCAACUUGUAGAGACUCAAGAUCUGUAUUGCAUAGCUCAAAAGAGGUCAGGAGGAUGGCACAAGUGAGUGAAAAUAACCCUGUCAAGGAAUUGGAUGAUCAGUUGGAAGAUGGUGAUAUAGGAAGAGAUACAUCCAACAUAUUUGAUAUUGGUUUUAGCACUCAAGUGGCUGCUGAAGCAAUGGAAGCUCUAGCAUGUGGGCCUCCAGCCGGCUGCAGUAACAGUGAUGCUUAUGGAGGUCCAGAAAGUACCCUUGAUCAAUCUCUAAGGGGUGUAACUGAGAAUAAAGCUCAUUUAGGACAUUCUUCCUUUCAAGAGAAUGCUUGUUCUGAUGUAGGAGACAUACCAACAAAGUCAACACGAAGAAAGCGUUCUGUUAGAAGAUUUAAUAGAGGAGGUUCUGGUUUAUUUCAGAAGCAGUCUGAAACUAAGGAGCUUGAUCUUGAGUUGGCAAUAACAACAAAAGUGAAAAGAGGGAAGUCAUCUGCUGAGAGACAGCUGCAUUGUGGAAAUUCUUCUGGUGCAAAUGGAAGUUCAGGCAGAAGAUCUAAUAAGCCUACCAUGCAAAGAAAUGCAGAGGAAUCUUCAGGAAGGGCCAAACUUAGAGAGUUUGAGAUUGAUAUGUGUUCAUCUAUAUCAGUUGAACAUACCUCACUUGGCAAAGGACAUUCCCAAGGGAAGUGUAUGAAUUUAUCUCCUGUUUCAGGCAGAACCAGGCCAUGGAUGUCAGAGGUUAAGCUAAGAAGUAGUAAGAAUCAAUUGGAUAAUCCAGGAGAAAGGAUAAAUGAUGGUGGUAUAAUUCAAUACAGAAGAAAGAGGAGCCGUAUAGCUGCUGAUACAGUUGACGUUUUGAGUGCUAGAGAAAAAUGUUCAAAAUUGGAUUUUAAUUCAUUUUGGGAAGUUGGAGACGGCAAAUUGAAUCAACAUGAUCAGUCCACUCAAGAGGUUACUGCCAUUAACAGUUACUUAAGAUCAAAUCCAUGGAGAUAUCCUAGGCGGAAAAGAACACGUCAUAAUGUGCAAAGCCAUUCCAAUGGACCUAGAAACCUCUAUGCCCCAUUCACAACUGUAUAUGCAAAAGGCAGCAAUUUUCCUUCGACUAAAAGUCAGAAAAGGUCAGUAGACACUGGCAAAGUAAAGGGGGAAGCAGGGUCAUCAGUAUAUAUUUGCCCACAUUGGCAUUCUUCAGAAAAUGAUUCUGACAGAAGCUUGUUAGUGAAGAACUUUGAUGGACGAGGCUCAGCAGGUGCCAUUUCUAACCGUGAAUCAGCUGUCACCAAUACAAGAUUGUUUCCCGCCUUGAUGCAAUCUGGAAAUCUAGAUGGGAAAGAUUAUACAUCUUUUGCUGAUGGUGCAGAAAAGAACCAUAAGAUGGAAGUUUCAUCAAAAAAGACUAUCGAGUCAUCUCGUUCAGAAAGUACUAUUACAUUUAGCUCCACAAAGGGCAGAAAUGCAGCAUCAUCCGAUUGUUUGUAUUAUGAUUAUCACAAAAAACCAUGCUACAAAAAUCUACCAAAAUCAUUCCUUUUGAAAGAGCUUAUAAGACUAGGUGCCCCUGAGUCAAUUCCUGAUCUAACAUGGAAAGACUUGAGAAAACGAAGAGAUAUGGCAUAUGUUCGAGUCUUGUUUAGCCAGCAUUUGGAUAACAAUAUCAUCAAGCAGCAGAAAAAGAUUCUAUCACGACUGGGCAUAUCCCUCGCGUCAUGUUGCAGGGAUGCCACACAUUUUAUAGCAGACAAAUUUGCACGUACAAGAAAUAUGUUGGAAGCCAUUGCUCUUGGUAAACCAGUGGUGACACAUUUAUGGCUAGAGAGCUGUGGACAAGCAAGCUGUCUCAUUGACGAGAAAAAUUACAUUCUGAGAGAUACCAAAAAGGAAAAGGAAAUCGGCUUUAGCAUGCCUGUUUCAUUGGCUCGUGCAAGCCAACAUCCACUUCUAAAGGGCCAAAGAGUCUUCAUUACCCCUAGUAUUAAACCUGAUAAAGAAAUGAUUACUAGCUUGGUCAAGGCAGUUCAUGGCCAGCCGGUGGAGAGAAGUCAGAUAUCUGCAGCAAAGGAUGAAAAGAUAUUAGAUGAUCUUUUGAUUCUUUCUUGUGAAGAAGAUCAUGCAAUCUGUAGGCCUUUCCUUGAGAGAGGAGCAGCAGUUUACAGUUCAGAGCUUCUACUGAACGGGAUAGUUAUGCAGAAGCUGGAAUACAAAAGACAUAAGCUCUUCAUAGAUCAAGUCAAGAGAAAUCGCCUUAGCACAUGACGUGAAGCCUGCUUUUCAUUUUUGCAAGUCACAUUGGUAAGCUCUCCAUACAUAGUGAAGAGGAAUACUCUAGCACAUGAUCAACGAAACUUUUCUGUUU
This is a messenger RNA of Alnus glutinosa, 3281 nucleotides long. RefSeq lists its product as uncharacterized. The record is from RefSeq and is a predicted model, not a curated record. The transcript is spliced from 8 exons. Lineage: Eukaryota; Viridiplantae; Streptophyta; Magnoliopsida; Fagales; Betulaceae. Bases 98 to 3181 code for a protein of 1027 amino acids.